AUGACGAGGAGUUUCCCCCGAGACAAGAAAACGCUGCGGCCCUUUCGCUGCCCGGCUCCCUCGGCCUUCAGUCGCAGUUUCCGAUAGGGCGCUUCUUGCUGUGGGACGCCGCUGAGCAAAGGCCUAAUCGCUCCGCUCCGAUUUGUGAGUAAGUGAGCCGUAGGGAGGCUCGGAAGUAUGGAUCCAUCCCAAAUGAAGCUCUCCAAUGCUAUCCUUGGUCGUGGGGACUAUGACUCUGAUUUCAGUGAUGAUGAAACCAGCAAGAAAUCUGACAGGGAAAGAAAUAGAAAUGAAGAGGUGUUACUUUCAAAGCCCUUCCAGAAAGAGAAACAGAGCAAGGUGGCCCACAGACAGGUAGCGGCAGAGGAAUGGGACAGGGAAGAAGCAAGAAAUAGAAGAUUUCAUUUAAUAGCAAUGGAUGCUUAUGCAAGGCAUAAGAAACUGGUGAAUGACUACAUUUUGUUCUAUGGUGGUAAGAAAGAAGACUUCAAACGUUCAGGAGCAAAUGACAAGACUGACCUUGAUAUUGUAAGGGAAAACCACAGGUUCUUGUGGAGUGACGAAGAUGAAGUGGAUAUGACCUGGGAGAAGAGACUUAGCAAGAAAUACUAUGAUAAGUUAUUCAAAGAAUACUGUAUAGCAGAUCUGACAAAAUACAAAGAGAACAAGUUCGGGUUUAGAUGGAGACAUGAAAAAGAGGUUGUAUCAGGAAAAGGACAGUUUUUCUGUGGCAAUAAACACUGUGAUGAAAAGGAAGGCUUGAAGAGCUGGGAGGUGAAUUUUGGUUAUGUUGAGCAUGGAGAAAAGAAAAAUGCACUUGUUAAAUUGAGGCUCUGUCCAGAAUGCUCUUACAAAUUAAACUUUCACCACAGGAGAAAAGAAGUCAAACCAAAGAAAAAGAGAGCAAGCUCUGAACAAAGCUCUGAAGUGCUAAGAAGUAAGAAGUCGAGAUUAUCUUCACCACAAAAACACAAGUCAAAGAAAAAGAAGAAAUAUAAAGAUCAAGAAUUGUUAGAAGAAUCAGAUGAUUCCGAUAAAGGUUCAAGCAAUAGUGAUGACCAAGAUGGUCCCUCAGAUGCUGACUAUUGGAAGGGUCCUGCACAAGAGACAGAAGAAAAAACACGGGAGGAAGAAUUUGAUGAGUACUUUCAAGACUUGUUUCUCUGAAAUACAGUGUGGAGAUCUCAAAUUAGUUGCUUCAUGCUUCCUUAGAAUCCACAAAUGAACUUCAAAUGAGAUGAGCCUCAUUUUUUUCUUUCGGUGCGGUUUUAGUUUUAUAGUUGAUAGAAAUUAUUCAGCAAAUCUUUCCUUGGACUUUUGGCACAGGAGUAAUUUUGCAUUAAUGUGGUCUUGGCAGGUUUUUUAAAAAAAUAUUUACAUUCAAAAACUAAUAUGACAUUAUGUUAAUACUUUUUGCAGGCAUCAUCAUUCUAAGAUGAAGAUUAAUAGGUGUGUAGAAGUUGCUGGAUGUUAUUUAAAAAAGACCACCAUGUGUACUGAGAAAUGAUAAUAAUUGAGUUUAGCCCAAUUACAUGAACUGCUCUGGAAGGGAGCUGGGGGGAAAGCCAGAGGGGGGGAGACUUGCAUACAGAGCAUUUUUUGUAGCAGGAACUCCUUUGCAUAUUAGGGCACACACCCCUGUUGCAGCCAAUCCUCCAAGAGCUUACAGGGCUCUUAUUACAUGGCCUAAUGUAAACUCCAGGAGGAUUGGCUACAUCAGGGUGUGUGUGGCCUAAUAUGCAAAGGAGUUCCUGAUUAAAAAAAAAAAGCCCAGCUUGCAUAAGAUGUGAAUCAUUCCUCCUCUGGCUCCCAGCUCCUUUGCUGGCACAGAAGCCAUCAUGUCACAGCUGGCAUUUGAUGUAAGAAGCAGGUCUAGACUGAUAAUAGCUCCUUGAAUAGAUUCCCAUGACCUGUCUGAGUGACCUCAGAUUUCAAGGACAGGUGCAGCUGUGUUUCCAGGACCAAAUGACCCUAAAUACCUUUUCUUGGAAGUAUAUUUUAAUGGCAUACAAAUGUGCUCUAUACUACAGCCCUACCAAUCCAAUGUAUUUAUUCAAAUGACUGGAAGUAAACUGAUUAAAAUGUCCAUUGGAAUCUGUUGGGAUUAGUCUAAAUAAUUAUAUUUAGUCUAGCUGAGCAUUACGUUGUUAUUUAUGUUUACAAUUAAACCCUUUGAAAUAUAAA
This is a messenger RNA of Heteronotia binoei (common prickly gecko), 2184 nucleotides long. RefSeq names its product protein FRA10AC1. Gene Ontology annotation, molecular function: phosphatase activity. Gene Ontology annotation, biological process: dephosphorylation. Lineage: Eukaryota; Metazoa; Chordata; Lepidosauria; Squamata; Gekkonidae. Bases 178 to 1167 code for a protein of 329 amino acids. The transcript has 14 exons. The record is from RefSeq and is a predicted model, not a curated record.